AUGCAGAAGGUCCAGGAAAACAACGACCCCAUUGGAUCCAUCCUAAUCCAGGUCCAUGAAGACCUUCGUCAGUUAAAGGAGAAAUUAACAAAAUUCUCAACUGAGAAGACAAGAGACCCUCUAGACAUUAAAAAUCUUGAGACAGCAAUCCAGAGGACUGAAAUGGGGUUAAAAAUUCACAUCGAGAAGUAUCUAGAUGUUGUAAACCACCAGGUGCUAAUGGCUCCUAUCACCGAGAAAGGGCAUUCCUCCCUGAACUCCAGGUGGCUUCUUCCAACUGUAAUUGACCAGAAAUCCUUUAUUUUCUCCACGGAAUCUGAGGAUAAACUUUGGCAACCUCAAAAACAUCACGGUUCAUUUUCACAUGGCCUUACAAGAGCAAAGCCAAAGAUAGAGUUGAACACGAAGAUCAUGAAGGACCCUGAGAACACACAGCACAGAGCUGCUGUGAAGACGAACUUUGGGAUCAAUCUGCCAUAUAUUAAUCAGAGGAAGGCACACAGAUUGACUGUCACUGUACCAGGCAGGGAGCAGGCGGAGCAGGCGAAGCCGGCAAAGCGACUUCUGUCCAUAUCAGCAUUCCUUGACAAAACUCCGCGCCUGAUUGCGAUGCCAUGGGCUGCUGGUUUACAGCUGUCUCCGGACAGGAACGGAGGCCCACCCCUGAAUUCCAAUAAGAUGGGCAUGCAUAUUUUGCCUGCUGUAUGCUGGCCCUCCGCCCACAAGUAA
Meriones unguiculatus (Mongolian gerbil) is the source of this 729-nucleotide messenger RNA. RefSeq names its product IQ domain-containing protein H-like. The record is from RefSeq and is a predicted model, not a curated record. Bases 1 to 729 code for a protein of 242 amino acids. The transcript has 6 exons. NCBI's taxonomy places the organism in Eukaryota, Metazoa, Chordata, Mammalia, Rodentia, Muridae.